AUGGGUAUUUUAAAGGCGAUAAAUGUUUCUUACCCCGAAAAUGCUUUGCUCACCGAAGCCGGUAUAUUUUGUGCUCUUUGUCUUAUUGAAGUUGUUCGUAUAUAUUUAGGACGAAGAGGAAAUUUAGCUAGUAAAAAAGUACCAGUCUUCUUUUCUGUGAUACUAACAAUACCUUCAGCAGUUGGAGUAUGCUACUUCCUAAUAUACCAGACAUACAUACUCCGGCUGGAAUACAUUUGGUGUGCUGUGAUGCUAAUGUUUCAAGCAUUGGAACUGGCUUUCGCAAUUCUCUUCAUCUUCACUGUGUGUAAAAAUCAACAAUAUGAAUAG
Arctia plantaginis is the source of this 330-nucleotide messenger RNA. Lineage: Eukaryota; Metazoa; Arthropoda; Insecta; Lepidoptera; Erebidae. The record is from the annotation of a GenBank genome assembly.